AUGGUAAACUCUCCCAUGGUAAACUCUCCCAUGGUAAACUACCCCAUGGUAAACUACCCCAUGGUAAACUACCCCAUGGUAAACUACCCCAUGGUAAACUACCCCAUGAGAAACUACCCCAUGGUAAACUACCCCAUGAGAAACUACCCCAUGGUAAACUACCCCAUGGUAAACUCUCCCAUGGUAAACUCUCCCAUGGUAAACUACCCCAUGGUAAACUCUCCCAUGGUAAACUACCCCAUGGUAAACUCUCCCAUGGUAAACUACCCCAUGGUAAACUACCCCAUGGUAAACUCUCCCAUGGUAAACUACCCCAUGGUAAACUACCCCAUGGUAAACUCUCCCAUGGUAAACUACCCCAUGGUAAACUCUCCCAUGGUAAACUCUCCCAUGGUAAACUCUCCCAUGGUAAACUACCCCAUGGUAAACUCUCCCAUGGUAAACUACCCCAUGGUAAACUCUCCCAUGGUAAACUCUCCCAUGGUAAACUACCCCAUGGUAAACUACCCCAUGGUAAACUCUCCCAUGGUAAACUCUCCCAUGGUAAACUACCCCAUGGUAAACUACCCCAUGGUAAACUCUCCCAUGGUAAACUCUCCCAUGGUAAACUACCCCAUGGUAAACUCUCCCAUGGUAAACUACCCCAUGGUAAACUCUCCCAUGGUAAACUCUCCCAUGGUAAACUACCCCAUGGUAAACUACCCCAUGGUAAACUCUCCCAUGGUAAACUCUCCCAUGGUAAACUACCCCAUGGUAAACUCUCCCAUGGUAAACUACCCCAUGGUAAACUCUCCCAUGGUAAACUCUCCCAUGGUAAACUCUCCCAUGGUAAACUCUCCCAUGGUAAACUCUCCCAUGGUAAACUACCCCAUGGUAAACUCUCCCAUGGUAAACUCUCCCAUGGUAAACUCUCCCAUGGUAAACUCUCCCAUGGUAAACUACCCCAUGGUAAACUACCCCAUGGUAAACUCUCCCAUGGUAAACUACCCCAUGGUAAACUCUCCCAUGGUAAACUACCCCAUGGUAAACUACCCCAUGGUAAACUACCCCAUGGUAAACUACCCCAUGGUAAACUCUCCCAUGGUAAACUCUCCCAUGGUAAACUCUCCCAUGGUAAACUCUCCCAUGGUAAACUACCCCAUGGUAAACUACCCCAUGGUAAACUACCCCAUGGUAAACUACCCCAUGGUAAACUACCCCAUGGUAAACUACCCCAUGGUAAACUCUCCCAUGGUAAACUACCCCAUGAGAAACUACCCCAUGGUAAACUCUCCCAUGGUAAACUCUCCCAUGGUAAACUACCCCAUGGUAAACUACCCCAUGGUAAACUCUCCCAUGGUAAACUCUCCCAUGGUAAACUCUCCCAUGGUAAACUACCCCAUGGUAAACUCUCCCAUGGUAAACUACCCCAUGGUAAACUACCCCAUGGUAAACUCUCCCAUGGUAAACUCUCCCAUGGUAAACUCUCCCAUGGUAAACUACCCCAUGGUAAACUCUCCCAUGGUAAACUACCCCAUGGUAAACUACCCCAUGGUAAACUCUCCCAUGGUAAACUCUCCCAUGGUAAACUACCCCAUGGUAAACUACCCCAUGGUAAACUACCCCAUGGUAAACUCUCCCAUGGAUGAGGAAGCUUCCGAUUCCUUCUUCAAACCGCCAGAGCCAAAAUCCCACUCCAGACAAGCCAGCACAGACGCAGGUACGGCUGGUGCCAUCGCCCCCCACCACGUGCGCGCCCACUCGUCCCCGGCCUCCCUGCAGCUAGGGGCAGUAUCUCCCCUGUUAGGCAUGGUCCCUGCUGGUGCCCCCCCAUCACACCUCCGACAGUCGUCUUAUGAGAUCCCGGAGGACAUGCCCCUGCCCCCGGGCUGGGAGAUGGCCAAGACCCCCUCUGGACAAAGAUACUUCCUCAAGUAAGUUUAAUAAUAGCACCUUAUGUAUGUUAACUCUCUAUACCUGUGUAAUAAUGCUGUUAUUAAGAGCCAGGAACAGCCCUGUAGGCCCUGGUCGAAAGCAGUGCACUAUUGGAACAUAGUGUCUGGGGCUUCAGUUUACAGCUAAAAGAAUGGUUCAAUGGAGCCUCCCCUCUUGCCAGACUCUGCUUCAGUGUACUCUACACAGGACAAGACAAGACAGGACAAGACAAGACAGGACUGGGGGUAAACUAGAGACAUAUAGUGGUUGUACUAGAGGGAC
Coregonus clupeaformis (lake whitefish) is the source of this 2196-nucleotide messenger RNA. Its product is annotated as adhesive plaque matrix protein-like. Gene Ontology annotation, molecular function: protein binding. Lineage: Eukaryota; Metazoa; Chordata; Actinopteri; Salmoniformes; Salmonidae. The coding region runs from base 1 to 1917 and encodes 638 amino acids. The record is from RefSeq and is a predicted model, not a curated record. The transcript is spliced from 3 exons.